AAUAUUAUUAUUCUUCAUAUUAUUAUAUUCCCCUGCUCAUCUGCCACUGCAGAAAAUAAAUAAAGUGAACCACCACCACCAUGUUCCACUAUACAACAAAAUCCAUUUAAUUUUCACACCCCCCAAUCCAACUUUCCCAAUACUCCUUCACUUUCUUCCUCUCAUCACAAAGUUUCAACCUUUAUGCUUCAAAUGGAAUCAAAAUCAACCAUCCAACCCUAGAAUCAUAAACUAUCCAACUCUUAGCUAUGGCAUCAUUCACCACUACCCAUUACUUCAAAUCCUUCAUUUUCAUCACUUUAUUCAUAAAAAUCCUAUCUUUUGACCCAAUUCCAUUGUUUUCCUUUGUUGAUUUUGAAAAAGAUCUGAAAUUUAAGUCUAAUGUUGCUUUUUUUGGUAAUGCAAAGGUUGUCAAUGGUGAGUCCAAGAUUCAACUCUCUGGUUCAGGUAGUUUUGGUGCUGAGUCUGGGAGAGUCAUUUACAACAAACCCAUCAAGCUUUUUCAAGGUAAACCUAAGCAAUUAGUUUCAUUUUCAACUUACUUUACAUUUUCAAUCUCAUUGGAAAGUGGGGGUGGUUUAGCUUUUGUUAUAAUUCCAAAUGGUGUUAAAGGUGAUGUUUUUAAUCAAACUUCAUCUGGGUUUUCUCUUGGAUUGAAAAAUAAAGAUUUUGAAGUUAUUGGUGUUGAGUUUAGUGCUUCAAGGGAUGGUAAAAAUGAGAUUUUGAUUAGAAAUGGUGAUUCAAGUAAAAUCUACUUUACCAAUUUGGCACUAUCAAGUGGUGAAAAGAUGCAUACUUGGAUUGAUUAUGAAGCAAGUUCAAUGAGAUUAGAAGUGAGGUUGAGUAAAAAUGGGAAUUUAAAGCCAUUUGAUCCAUUGUUAUGGGACAAAAUUGAAGUAUCUAACGUGUUGAAGGAGGAAGAAAUGUUUGUAGGUUUUAGUCCUGUGAGAGAGACUAAUGCUUUUUUGUACUCAUGGAGCUUUGUCAUGAGACAUUUUCCACCACAUUCUAUGCAUUCAGAGCCACUUGAUCCUAAGGUUUUUGUGAAAAACAGUGAGAAUCCAAUGGUUGUUGAAUCAAAGGAAAAGGGAAAGAGUGAUUGUUUUUUAAGAGUUCUUGCUGCAAUGAUAUUUGGUACUGGUUGUGGAGCUUUGACAGCAUUCACUGUGCUUUAUUUGUGGACAAUCUUUGGCAAUAAACGCGGUGGCGCAGUGGUUCCAGAAGGAUGUGUUAUGCAAGCUUUGGAGGGUGAUUAUAGAAAAGUUAAGAUUGUUGUAGAUAAUAAAACCAUUGGAGAUGGUAAUAAGUAAGAUCUUCUUGUGAGAAGAGAAUUAUCUUGGUGUUUGUAAAUUUAGUGUUUCUUGUACUUAAUAGGUUUUGAUCUGUUGUAUGAUGAUUCCUAAUCUAUGUUUUUUUGUUACAUUGUCUAUUGUUUGUCAAAUUGAGAUUGAAAUUCAACUUGAUUAAAUACUA
This is a messenger RNA of Lathyrus oleraceus (garden pea), 1473 nucleotides long. RefSeq names its product L-type lectin-domain containing receptor kinase VIII.2. The coding region runs from base 249 to 1310 and encodes 353 amino acids. Gene Ontology annotation, molecular function: carbohydrate binding. The transcript has a single exon. Lineage: Eukaryota; Viridiplantae; Streptophyta; Magnoliopsida; Fabales; Fabaceae. The record is from RefSeq and is a predicted model, not a curated record.